Molecule: messenger RNA, 1053 nt
Organism: Dissoconium aciculare CBS 342.82
Lineage: Eukaryota; Fungi; Ascomycota; Dothideomycetes; Mycosphaerellales; Dissoconiaceae
Product: RNA-binding domain-containing protein
Exons: 6
Coding region: 1-1053 (350 amino acids)
Biological process (GO): mRNA export from nucleus
Cellular component (GO): nucleus
Molecular function (GO): mRNA binding
Source: RefSeq, a predicted model, not a curated record
AUGGAUCGCAGUCUUGAAGAGAUUAUCUCUGAGCGUCCCGCCAGAGGCGGAGGAAACCCACGCGAGGCAAGGAGACCUGCUCCUUCACGAGCGCCUCGACGCGAUGAGGGCCCGAGAGACGGUGUUCGAAAGUAUCGCCGUGAGGAGCCACAAGAGCGAGAACGGUUUCCUGAUGAACGUGCCAACAUCGACUCCGAUUGGGUACAUGACAGAUACGAAGACGACCGCUACGACAAUGCGCGCAGACGCCCUCGAGCAGAAGAGGAGCGAUACGCUCCCCGCGGAGCGCCUGCUUCCUCCGGAAGUAAAAUCAGGGUCGACAAUCUGCACUACGACCUAACCGAAGAUGACCUCAGGGAAUUGUUCGAACGCAUUGGAGCGGUCGCCUCCGUCAGUCUGCUUUAUGACCGCGCCGAUCGAUCGCAAGGAACAGCUUAUGUUGUCUACCGUACCGCUGAGCACGCCCGCCAAGCAGUGCGUGAUUUUGACGGCUGCAACGCAAAUGGGCAACCUAUUCGCCUGACCUUGAUGCCAAAUGGACCUGCUCCUGCACCCAAGGGUUCAUUGUUCGAUCGCAUCCAGGCCCCACCACGCAGCCUCUUCAAUCGGAUUCAAGGGGGUCCAGAGAGACCUUCCGAUAGCGGCGACCGGCGUAGGAGGAAUCGCAGUGAGAGCCCGCGCCGCAGUGAACGGCUAGCGCCACCAGAUGUCGAUCGCUACGUUCCCGGUGGCCGUCGGUCACGAUCUCCGAUUACACGACGAGGUACGCCACGCGAGAACGGACGACGACCCGGUCAAAAGAGAGAGGAAGGAGGUGGUGGUCGAGGUGGCCGUGGCGGACGGCGACAGCGUACGGACGAGGGUGGUCACCAGAUUGUCGGCGGUAGGCCUCGAAAGACCGCGGAGGAACUCGAUGCUGAAAUGGAAGACUACUGGGGCCAGAAAAACGGAGGUUCAGCCGACAGUGACGCCGCGGCGAACACAACAUCUACCAAGAAUGGCGGUGCCGUCAAUACCAACAGUGGAGACGUAGAUAUGGACGAGAUCCAAUGA